Molecule: messenger RNA, 2041 nt
Organism: Leucoraja erinaceus (little skate)
Lineage: Eukaryota; Metazoa; Chordata; Chondrichthyes; Rajiformes; Rajidae
Product: solute carrier family 22 member 4-like
Exons: 10
Coding region: 45-1700 (551 amino acids)
Biological process (GO): transmembrane transport
Cellular component (GO): membrane
Molecular function (GO): transmembrane transporter activity
Source: RefSeq, a predicted model, not a curated record
GCUUUCGGAACCAAGGCGCAGUCAGCGCCACGUCCGCAACUAACAUGCGGGAUUACGAUGAAAUUACAGCCUUCCUGGGAGAAUGGGGACCGGCUCAGAAACUCAUCUUCCUGCUCUUGACUGUCAGCGUUAUUCCCAACGGUUUCGCCGGUCUAAACAUCAUCUUUGUCGGGGAUACCCCAGAGCAUCGCUGCUCGAUUCCCGGGAAUCUCAACCUCAGCCAAGCCUGGAUGAACAGAACCAUCCCACUGGUGCCAGGAACCCAAGUCCAGUACAGCCAAUGCAGUCGCUACCGCUUGGAUGUGAUCAGGAACCUCUCGGAGGUGUUUCCAGACCCAGAUCUCCACAACGUGUCCGGGAUCGACGAGGAGCCGUGUUUGGAUGGAUGGGAUUACAGUCAGGACCAGUACACCUCCACCAUCGUCUCCGAGUGGGACUUGGUGUGCGACGAUAAAUGGAAAGAACCAUUUACCACAUCACUGUACUUCUUCGGAGUGCUGAUAGGUUCUGGUGGUUCUGGUGUAAUAUCAGACAGGUUUGGGAGGAAGAUUGUUUUGUUUGGAACUAUGGGGGUACAGAUUUUAUUCAAUCUGCUUAUCACAUUGUCACCCAGCUGGGAAAUCUUCUGCCUGAUCAAUUUCCUCAGAGGCAUCGGUGAGAUUUCAAACUAUGUGACUGCGUUUGUGCUUGGAUCUGAACUUCUGCAGAAAUCCAUUCGAGUUACAUACUCUACACUUGGAAUUGGCUGUUUUUAUGCUGUGGGUUACAUGAUGCUGCCUUUUAUUGCCUAUUUCGUGAGAGGAUGGAGAAUGUUGAUAUUGAUCCUGAGCCUGAUCAGUUUGCUGUACAUUCCUUUGUGGUGGUUUAUUCCUGAAUCUCCACGCUGGCUACUGUCCAAAGGAAGGGUAAAGGAAGCUGAAUCAAUAAUUCGAUUCAUGGCAAAGAAAAAUGGCAUCACUCCACCAGCAGUACUUUUCACUGAUGAUGAGCUUGAAAAUAUACAGAAUAAACAAGUAAAAUCUGUUCCAGUUACUCAAUUGAUAAAAUCUCGCAAUAUCCUAGUCAUCACAGUCAUUAGCGUACUCAUAUGGAUGAUUGUAGCAAUUGGAUACUAUGGUCUGUCGCUGAACGUCCCCAAUCUUCAUGGCAACGACUAUCUGAAUUGUUUCCUCUUUGGUGCCAUUGAGAUUCCAAGUUAUACCGCAUCCUGGCUUCUCCUCCGGAAAUGUCCACGCAGGUUCAGCCAUGCAGGCAUUCUUGUUCUGAGUGGAGGUGUUCUGCUCUUCAUGAACCUCAUACCAUCAAAUCUUUCAAUACUUUCUACAGUGCUGGUGUUAAUUGGAAAAAUGGGAAACACAUGGGCUUAUUCUAUGCUUUAUGUCUACAUCUCCGAACUGUAUCCAACCCCAUUGAGAAACACAGGUGUUGGAGUGUCUUCAAUGGGUUCCAGAACUGGCAGCAUUAUUUCUCCUUACAUUGUUUUACUUGGUAGUUAUCAAGAGAUCCUGCCGUUUAUUGUGAUGGGGGUCUUGAUGGUGUUCGCAGGAAUUGUGGUCUUGUUUCUGCCAGAAACGUUCAAUAUUCCUCUUCCAGAUACAAUUGACCAAAUGCAAAAAGUUAAAUGGUGCAAAUGUUCUCACUCUGAUUCAACUCAAACCAGAGAAAACAAUGUGGCGAUUUUAAAAGAGGAAAUGCUUUGAGCACAGAUCUUCACCAGCAGCCAAGCGACUGAGGAAUUCAUUGCCGUUAGGUUCAGGCUCCAGCUCUUCAGGAGUGGCAACUCCAAAAUUGGCAACUUCUUCUGUUGAUACAGAAAGAAACUGAUACCUGGAGAUCACAGUGAAAUGAUCAGAUCUCCUGCAUGGAAUAGGAUUUGAAGUUUCUACCAAAGUUUCUCAAAACCAAAUUACUGGACCUUUUCUCUAACAUAUUGUUUUAAAAAAAGACAUGCACCUUUUUAUGUCUUUCUUUCAUCCAAUUGCAUUAUAUUCCUUGGAUAUUUUCCUCUUCGUAGAGCAAUUUAUUAAAUGCUAUUAACCAA